Messenger RNA from Sorghum bicolor (sorghum), 1067 nucleotides. RefSeq names its product phosphatidyl-N-methylethanolamine N-methyltransferase. NCBI's taxonomy places the organism in Eukaryota, Viridiplantae, Streptophyta, Magnoliopsida, Poales, Poaceae. Gene Ontology annotation, molecular function: S-adenosylmethionine-dependent methyltransferase activity. The transcript is spliced from 2 exons. Gene Ontology annotation, biological process: phosphatidylcholine biosynthetic process. The record is from RefSeq and is a predicted model, not a curated record. Bases 85 to 591 code for a protein of 168 amino acids.
AUUUCACUGCAAUUGCUAAAAAAGGGUAAAAGUCACUGCAAAACCGUUGCGGCGAACACUCGAGCACCCCCGACCCCCGUUGAGAUGGUCUCCAUGGCGGCCGCGGCGGCGGCCGUGGGCGUGCUGCUGCCGUUCCCGUUCUACUACGCGCUGUGGACCCACCCACAGCGUUGGGUGGACUUGUGCGGCCGCGGCGCCGACCCGUGCCGGCGGAUGGCGCAGGUCUCGCACGCCAUCAAGGCGCUUCAGCUCCUCGCGCUCGCCUCCGUCGCUUCAUUCUCCUGGCCCCCGCCGCUCUACUGCCCCGUCCUCCUCGCCGUCGGCCAGUACCUCAACUUCAAGGUGUACCAGCUGCUUGGUGAGUCUGGUACAUACUAUGGCGUUCGAUUUGGAAAGAUGAUCCCAUGGGUGACAGAGUUUCCCUUUGGCUAUAUCAAAGACCCACAGUAUGUUGGGAGUAUGCUUAGCCUCGUCGCACUUCUGUGCUGGGUUCCACUUCAGUAUGUGUUGUUGUGGUGCCUUGGUUAUGUUUUCAUGAUGUGGAUCGAACACAAGGAAGAUCCAGCCACUCGUGCCAAGGUCAUCUCCUAAUUGCUUGGUUAUGGCAGCUGAUAGUUUCCUACAGGUGCCCCAGUGACAUUGCAUAAAUAUUCUUUGAAAAAUUUGGUACCUGAUUGCUGAGAGGUGAUGCGCCCCCAAGUUUAAGACUGGAGUUUCUAUGUCCAAAAACCUUUACAAAGUACUGUGGCAACCUCUAUUCUUGAGUAAUUCAUGUCAAGCAGUAUGGUUAUAGACUUUAGUUGUAGCUUGUUGGGUAUGAGAUCAUCUUGUACCCUGGGCAACUAUGCAACCGGGAGCGCUUGGUUGUUGCUGGGCAAAUAUUUUGACCUGGAGUUAAAUGCUUGCGCAUGGACACGUGGUAUGAAUCCAUGAUCGGGACCCAUGAUUAUCCAAUGAGGAGGUUCUAGUCAGUAAGAAUUGUAACUUUAGUCGAAACUUAGUGAGGUUUCUAUAGACUGCAUAUGUUCUUGUCCGAUUCCGAGAAAUCUCACUACAUAUCUAUGGCU